This is a messenger RNA of Wallemia mellicola CBS 633.66, 1050 nucleotides long. RefSeq names its product Per1-like protein. Gene Ontology annotation, biological process: GPI anchor biosynthetic process. Lineage: Eukaryota; Fungi; Basidiomycota; Wallemiomycetes; Wallemiales; Wallemiaceae. Gene Ontology annotation, molecular function: hydrolase activity, acting on ester bonds. The coding region runs from base 41 to 964 and encodes 307 amino acids. The record is from RefSeq and is a predicted model, not a curated record. The transcript has 2 exons. Gene Ontology annotation, cellular component: endoplasmic reticulum membrane.
GCGAGUUCCUUGGGGCAGAUAAUUCGGUCAUAUAAAGACCAUGUUACUAUUUCUCCUCGGCUUAAUAUCCACUGCGUUGGCAUCUAUUGGUGAUCGCCAGCCAAAAUUCAUAGCAUGCGUUCGAAACUGCUUAGAUUCGAGCAAGUAUACGACUAAUAUGUCGCUCUGGUCUGAGCUAGAUGAGUGCAGAUAUCAGUGCAUGCAUCAGAUAGUUGAUCAAACUAAACAAAAUUGGGUAAAAGAGCCAAUACAUCAAUAUUACGGUAAAUGGCCUUUCUACAGAUUCAUGGGAAUACAAGAGCCAUUCUCUACGCUCUUUUCGUUGCUUAACCUCCUCGCUCAUAGAUACGGCUUACGUGACAUAAACCACAGACUGGGCUCACACCCUAACAAAAGAUCGUAUUUGCUUCUCUCAUAUAUCAACAUUCUCGCAUGGGUAGCUUCUACAAUAUUCCACAUUCGUGAUACCACUUACACUGAAAGAUUGGACUAUAUCUUCGCCGGUGCGGCCGUUUUUUCUGGGUUAAAUUUAGCAUGUACCCGUGUGUUCAAUUUCAGCUUUAAGAAAUCAGCUACUGCACUCUUUGGUAUUUAUAUCCUGCAUAUCAUUUCCCUACUCUCGAAGUCACGCAUUGACUAUUCAUGGAAUAUGGCCAUUAUAGUCGCCGCUGGAAUGAUACACAAUAUAAUUUGGAUAUACUUUAGUAUAAAGCUCUACUUAGAAUCUCAACAUCAUUCCCAUCCAGCACCUUUCACUCCAAUUUUGCUCGUUUUGCUAACCACGUUGGCACUCAGUUUAGAAUUAACAGAGUUUGAACCGCUGUUUAGAUCUAUUGAUGCUCACUCUUUGUGGCACGCUUCAACAUUCCCAUUAGCUAUUCACUGGUAUUCUUGGCUCAUCCAAGAUGCAGAUUGGCAACGUCAGUCUAAAACCAGUGCUUUUGACAAGCAGUUGGACGCUUAAUAACUUUCUUUUUGCAAUUCAAAUAUUAAUAAUUUACUCAUAAUUUUCAUUUUAUCUUCUGUAUAACAUCUAGAUGUGAACAAUCG